Molecule: messenger RNA, 1128 nt
Organism: Rhipicephalus sanguineus (brown dog tick)
Lineage: Eukaryota; Metazoa; Arthropoda; Arachnida; Ixodida; Ixodidae
Product: cytochrome P450 4c3
Exons: 5
Coding region: 79-738 (219 amino acids)
Molecular function (GO): heme binding; oxidoreductase activity, acting on paired donors, with incorporation or reduction of molecular oxygen; iron ion binding
Source: RefSeq, a predicted model, not a curated record
CAGAAGAGAAUCGCCGACUACAGAAAGGGCAUCAGAGACCCUGUUUCAGAAAAUUCUCUACUAGAAGUUCUUCUCAGAAUGUGCGUCGACGAAGGCACUCUCAGUGAAAUCGAUGUUCGAGACGAAAUGAUCACCAUGUUGAUUGGGGGCUUCGAUUUCACAGCUACAGGCCUUGCCUUCGCGCUUUACCUGCUUGGCCACCAUCCAGAUAUUCAAAACAAGGUCCGGGACGAGAUGGACGCAGCCUUUGGAGACGACUUAGAGAAGUCACUGAACACGGAAGCGAUAAAAGGACUCACGUAUACGGAAUGCGUGCUGAAGGAGGCAUUGAGGCUUUAUCCUCCAGGGCCACUUUUGAGUCGUUUGGUAACAAGAGACACGAAAAUUGGACAGCACACUAUUCCCCGGGGCACAGUGGCCGUCAUGGCUUUCUAUUUUCUUCAGAGACAUCCUAAGUACAUUAAGGACCCAGACUGCUUUAUACCAGAACGAUUCAUGGGCGUAAAAAGCAUGCCCACAUUCGCAUAUGCACCCUUCUCGGCGGGACCCCGAAACUGUAUCGGACAAAGAUUUGCAAUGAGAGAAGAAAAGAUUCUUCUCACGCACAUUCUGCGCCGCUACAAUGUCAGCUCGAAAGUCCCUAUCGACAAGCUUGAGUUGGCCAUAGACAUGGUGCUGAAGCCUGUUCAAGGCAUUGAACUAAUGUUUACACCAAGGGUGCUUCCUUCAUCAAGUUGAAAGCGGCAUAACUGAAGGUCACCUAUGCGCAUUUGUCAUGUACUUCAUUAGAUCCUUCACUGUCAUCACGCGUUGAAAAGUUCCGUGUACAUUUAUCCCAAACAAAAUAAGGUAUUCUUCAAACAAAGCAAAUGUAAUUAUUACCAGGGUACUUUGUAAUUCUGAAGAUCCGUGAAAUUUGUUACCCUCAUAGCGAGAAUGCAGGCACCUUAGUGUGGCCAUACUGCGUGGCGGCCUCUUUAGGCCCCUGUUUGUUCGAUGGACAUAUGCUGACUUAAGAGGAAGUUGACAAUGUGUCAUGCACCAUGUGUAUGUGACAUCACUGCGUUCCCGCUUGACUGGUGCAAAAUGUAUCAAAUAAAAUUAGCCGGAACCCCGGCCUUUGUCUUU